Messenger RNA from Mytilus californianus (California mussel), 564 nucleotides. RefSeq lists its product as uncharacterized. Lineage: Eukaryota; Metazoa; Mollusca; Bivalvia; Mytilida; Mytilidae. The record is from RefSeq and is a predicted model, not a curated record. The coding region runs from base 1 to 564 and encodes 187 amino acids. The transcript is spliced from 3 exons.
AUGGCGACAGCGUAUAUAAUCGAUUCCAAAACUUCUGGGGCAACAUAUAUCAGAUGGGCGCGGAAACAAUGUCCUGGUAAUGAUACGGAGCUUGUUUAUUCAGGUUGGGCAGGCGGUAGUUUUUAUGAUCAACCAGGUGCUGCAGCAGAAUAUAUGUGCUUACCUCCAGACCCGGAUUUUGUGAAAACAUCUGGUGGUGAUUUCGGUCGAAUGUUUGGUGCAGAAUUUGACUCAGAUUUUUUGGCUAGUGGAGCUACAAGUGAAGAUGUACCAUGUGCCUUGUGUAGACCAAAACAUUCGUCAUCUGCCAUCAUGAUUCCUGGAAAGAACACUUGCUACUCUGUGUGGAAAAUGGAAUACCAUGGGUACCUUGCAUCCGGUAAUUAUAUACAUACGGCAGCAAGCUCCUUUGUGUGUGUAGAUAUUCAGCCAGAAUACAUAAUAGGCGGGUUAGACGGACAUGACGGAAAAUUGUUUUUAGAAGUUAUUGCUAAAUGUGGAUCACUUAAAUGCCCUCCAUACAAGCCAAGUUAUCCUCUCACCUGCGUUGUUUGUACAAAAUAA